CAAGCUUAAUAAUGUAUAAAGUGGGGCGUAAGCAGGUCGCAUAGAUAUAUUACACUACGUGCUACUAUCUGCGCUGGGCUACGAAUUAUAUCUCAAAGGAAUGCUCCCUACUGGCGCGGGUAAUCCACAUAGAUCUCGACAUUAUCAUUGUCAUGGAGACAGUUCCGGCCUGGGUAGCUGGGGAGGAGGCAAUGACACCAAUGAUACCACUAGUGCAGAUGAGGCAGCAAGCUAUGAUCUCCGUCUCGGAGGAGGACUGGGUGGGAAUUACAGACCCGGUAGAGAGGAGGAAAAGGCAGAAUCGGAUUAAUCAGCGGCUCUACAGGCGGCGUCAUCAAACCAACUCAUCUCGAGGCAAAGUGUCUGAGACCAAAACCAACGAUGUUGGAAAUCAAACUCCAAAAUCCAAGCCAGACGAUGACGACUUCAAGGCAGAUUCACCAGGCACUAAUCUAGUGGUGACAAAGCUGCCCCAAGAAGACCCAGCCCUAGAGAUUGUCAAGCAACAUGAUCCCCCCGACUUCCAAUGGCCCACCUCAGUAUGCAACUUCACCUCCUCGGAAGCCCACCUCCUAAUCCACCGCUUCGAAUCCUGGGCCGGCCAAAUCCGCCGCGCCGCACACCCCACCCCAUCCCACCUCCCCAUGCUCAUCAAAUUCAACGUCUGGCGCGCCCUAGUCUCCAACACCUUCACCCUCGGCCUAACAAUGGAGCAAACAGCCGACGACGACGCCCUCUCCCCCUUCACCACUAACUCCCCCUUAAUCCACUCCCACCUCCCCGCCGCACUCAUCCCAACCGCGCUGCAGAAGCGCAUCCCUCACCACCCCUGGAUUGACCUCCUCCCCUUCCCGCGGAUGAGGGAGAAUCUGAUCCGCGCGGGCGACGCGUGGGAUGAGGAGGGGCUCUGCGGGGAUAUGAUGGGGUUCUUCCAUCAGGGGACUGGGAGGGAGGGCGUGAUUGUUUGGGGCGAGCCGUGGGAUCCGAGGGGGUGGGAGGCCAGUGAGGAGUUUUUGGAGUAUUGGGGGUGGGCGAUUGAGGGGUGUUGUGAGAUUGUUGAGUCGACGAAUUAUUGGCGUGCGAGUAGGGGGGAGAAGCCGGUGAGGGUGCUAGGGGUGGGGAGUAAGCGGGUGAAUGAGAUUUUGGAUUGA
Messenger RNA from Pseudogymnoascus verrucosus, 1151 nucleotides. RefSeq lists its product as uncharacterized. Bases 153 to 1151 code for a protein of 332 amino acids. The record is from RefSeq and is a predicted model, not a curated record. The transcript has 2 exons. Lineage: Eukaryota; Fungi; Ascomycota; Leotiomycetes; Thelebolales; Thelebolaceae.